Messenger RNA from Fonsecaea erecta, 1707 nucleotides. RefSeq lists its product as hypothetical. Lineage: Eukaryota; Fungi; Ascomycota; Eurotiomycetes; Chaetothyriales; Herpotrichiellaceae. Gene Ontology annotation, molecular function: alpha-1,2-mannosyltransferase activity. The coding region runs from base 1 to 1707 and encodes 568 amino acids. Gene Ontology annotation, biological process: protein O-linked glycosylation; cell wall mannoprotein biosynthetic process; protein N-linked glycosylation. The transcript is spliced from 2 exons. The record is from RefSeq and is a predicted model, not a curated record. Gene Ontology annotation, cellular component: membrane; Golgi apparatus.
AUGGAUCCAAAUCCAACCGACCUCGCCACGCCGCCAGGUCAGCGCCUCCAAUCCCUCAGCGUGCCCACCUCCGUCACAGCUGUCAAUUCGGCCUCCAGCUCGUCGUCACGAGUCAUCACCUUCCCGUACCCUGCCACCACAGGCGAUUCGUCGUCUUUCCUCAACAAAAGCUCUUCUUUUUCUCCUCCAUUUACCCGAACGCCGUACAAGAAGAGCCCAGGGGAGUCGCCCGUUCGCCGCUCCGGUUACACUCGCCUACGACGUCUGGCCAACAGGGGCGUCUUGCGCUGGCUGCUCGUGCUCCUCGCCGUCUUGCUUUCCGCCCACGUCUUCCUCAGCAUCUGCUGUUCCUCCGCCCGCGACGACCUCUUCUUCCUCUCCUCCUAUCUCCCCAAGGAAUGGGUGAGCCCAGGAUUUCAGCUGCCCGGUGGUGGUGCGGGAAAGAACAACCAUAAACCCCGGCAAUGGCUGGAAGAAAACUCAUACCCGAACGACCUGCGCGCGGACCGGCCCAACGCGGCACUGAUUAGUCUGGUGAGAAACCAGGAGCUCGAGGGCAUCCUGCAGAGCAUGCGGCAGUUGGAGUUUCGCUGGAACCGGCGGUACCAGUAUCCCUGGGUCUUUUUCAACGAGAAGCCGUUCUCGGACGAGUUCAAGGCUGCGACCUCGAACGCCACGUCUGCGCGGACAGAGUAUCACCAGGUCCCUCGUGCCCACUGGAACACGCCUCCCCACAUCAACAUGACCCUCUACUACAACUCGCUCGACUACCUCUCGAUGGCGUCGGUCGGCAAGGGCCACCUGCUCAGCUACCACUCGAUGAUACGGUGGCAGUCCGGGUUCUUCUACCUCCACCCGGCGCUGGCGGCGUACGACUACUACUGGCGCGUGGAGCCCGACGUGCACUUCUUCUGCGACAUCCCCUACGACCCGUUCCGCUUCAUGCACGCCACGGGCAUGGUGUACGGCUUCAACAUGGCCAUCCUGGACGACGCGCGCAGCUUCGCCUCGCUGUGGUCGACCACCCGCGAUUUCAUUGCCGCGCACCCGGACCUGGUGCACCCGGACGCCCGCCUCGACUGGCUGCUGGACCCGCAGACGGGCCUCACGUACAACAACUGCCAGUUCUUCUCCAACUUCGAGAUCGGUUCCCUGGGCUUCUUCCGCGACAACCCGGGCAACCGCCGCUACUUCGACUGGCUCGAACGCCAGGGCGGCUUCUACUACAGCCGCUGGGGCGACGCGCCCGUGCACACGCUGAGUGUGACCAUGUUCGCCCCCCCCGAGAGACUGUGGUGGUUCCGCGACAUUGGCUACCAGCACGACAUUGCCCGACACUGUCCGCCGCAGGGACCGAGCGCCAGCACCGCGGAGGGAGGGGAAUCCACAGAGGAAUCAGAAGAGGAGGAAGAAGAAUCAUUAGCAUCAUUAUCCACCCGCUUCUGGCUCCCCGGCUCUGGCCUUGAGAAGACUACCCGCCGACCACGACCACGCCCACGCCCACCGUGCACGUGCGAGCCGACGUCGCUGGACGAGAACUUUUACAAGCUCGUUCCCAUGGAGUCGCCGCAACGCAAGCCCGCCGACACGUGCAUCCGGCUGUGGCUGGGUGGGAAGUGGCUGCGCAAGAAGGCCGGCUGGAGCCAGGAGACGGAGCGCAUGUUGGGCGGCGACGGGUACGGGGGGUAUGUGUUCGACGGGAUGUAA